AAAGCGGGCAUAAUUACUGCGACCCUAGCCCACCAGGUGGCGGUGCAGCCUGCGGGAGCUAUUGGAUAAGGCGGGGCCAGCCGCUGGCGGGGGCGGGGCGUCAUGUGACCCUGUGGACUUCCUGACUCAGCAGUCAGUGCUUGUGUCUGCAGGUGUUGCGUCGGCUGGCGGAGCCCCGCCCCUGUGGAACUGUCGCUGUCCCCGUUUGCCCUCCCUUCCCUCUGUCCUGUCCCCAGGCCAGCACCAGGCUGGCGCUCAUCUGCCUGCAGGACUGGUUCCGCUCGCUCUCCUCCUGGGGCUGCAGUACUCUGGCUGUGGGCUGCAUUGGAAGGACCUUGAGAGACCUUCAAACCACACAAUGGAGGAAGUGACCUUUGAGGAUGUGGCUAUGACCUUCACCAGGGAGGAAUGGGCUUUGCUGAAUCCAUCUCAAAAGAUGCUCUACAGAGAUGUGAUGUGGGAAAUAUUUACGAACAUGGCUGCUAUACGAAGAACACGGGAUAACCAGGAAAUUUAUGAAGCAUACAAAAGUUGCUGGAGAAAUGUAAGGAAUGAAGAGGUAGAGAAAUGCUAUCAACAUAAAGCUUGGAACCAACAUGAAGUGAUAUUCCUUUGCACUCCAGAUGCCACUGUGAACAUGAAGGAAGCUGUUUUAAAACCAGUUGAAAGCUUUGCUUAUAGAAAGUCCUUGAUUGGUCAUUCGUUGCCAAAUGUGCCCAUCAUAUCUCACAGUGGACACAAACCAUGUGAGUAUGAGGGAUUUGAAGAGAUACUGGCUAGAUGUAGUGGACCUGGGAAACCUUGCAGUGAUUCCCAAUCCUUUCAGAAGCAAGCAAGUAGAAAGGAAUGUGGGAAAGCCUACUCUGAUCUUAGAGAAAGACCUCACCAUGAUGUGAAGACCUUGGUAUGUAAGAAAACUGUGCAAGUCUCUAGCACACCCCAAGACAUUGAAAUCCAUGAAAAAACACACACUGAGGGAAAUCCACAUGUAGGUAAACAAUCUAGGAAAACAUUCCGUAAGUGCAAAUAUUUGCAAAGACAGGAAAGAAGUGACUCUGGUAAAAACUAUGAAUGCAAGCAAUGUAGGAAAUUAUUCACUACAACCAAAUAUUUGAAAAUACAUGAAAGAAUUCACACUGGGGAUAAACCCUAUGUAUGUAAGCAAUGUGGGAAAGCAUUCAUUACAAGCAGUUGUUUAAAAGUACAUGAAAGAAUUCACUCUGGGGAAAAGCCUUACGUAUGUAACCAAUGUGGGGAAGCAUUCACUACACGCAGGUUUUGUAAAAGACAUGAAAAAAAUCACACUGGCAAGAAACCCUAUGUAUGUAAACAAUGUGGGAAGGCAUUCGCUACACAAAUGCGUUAUAAAAUACAUGAAAGAAGUCACACUGGUGAGAAACUGUAUGUAUGUAAUCAAUGUGGGAAAUCAUUUGCUGCACUGAGUUAUUGUAAAAUACAUGAAAGACGUCACAGUGGGGAGAAACCCUAUGUAUGUAAGCAGUGUGGGAAAGCAUUCAUUACAAACUGUUAUUUAAAGGUACAUGAAAGGAUUCACACUGGGGAGAAACCCUAUGUAUGUAACCAAUGUGGGAAAGCAUUCACUACACACAGGUUUUGUAAAAUACAUGAAAGAAAUCAUACUGGUGAGAAACCCUAUGUAUGUAAGGAAUGUGGGAAAGCAUUCACUACACACAUGAAUUAUAAAAUACAUGAAAGAAGUCACACUGGUGAGAAACUGUAUGUAUGUAAGCAAUGUGGGAAAUCAUUUGCUGCACUCAGUUAUUGUAAAAUACAUGAAAGAAUUCACACUGGGGUAAAACCCUAUGAAUGUAAGCAAUGUGGGAAAGCAUUCGGUACUCAGAGCAAUCGUCAAAAACAUGAAAGACGUCACACGGGGGAGAGACCCUAUAAAUGUAAGCAAUGUGAGAAAGCUUUUACUACAAAUGGUUGUUUAAAAGUACAUGAAAGAAUUCACACUGGAGCGAAGCCCUAUGUAUGUAUGCAAUGUGGGAAAAUAUACAAUACACGCAGUGGUUUUAAAGUACAUGAAAGAAUUCACACUGGGGAGAAACUCUAUGUAUGUAAGCAUUGUGGGAAAGCAUUCACUAGAAUCUAUUAUGGGAAAAUACAUGAAAGAAUUCACACUGGGGAGAAACCCUAUGAAUGUAAACAAUGUGGGAAAGCAUUCACUACAAAUGGCUGUUUUAAAAUACAUGAAAGACGUCACACUAAUGAGAAACCCUAUAAAUGUAAGCAAUGUGGGAAAGCAUUUACUACACACAACUACUGUAAAACACAUGAAAGAAUUCACACUGGAGAGAAGCCCUUUGUAUGUAAGCAGUGUGGAAAAGCAUUCACUACACACGGUCGUUUUAAAAUACAUGAUAGAAUUCACACUGGGGAGAAACCCUAUAAGUGUAAGCAUUGUGGGAAAGCAUUCCGUGUUAACAGCAGUUACAGAACACAUGAAAAAGGUCACAUUGGGCACAGACCUUAUGUAUGCAAGCAGUGUGGGAAAGCAUUCAUUACACACAGUUCUUGUCAAAGACAUGAAAGAAGUCACACUGGCGAGAAACCCUACGAAUGUAAGCAAUGUGGGAAAGCUUUCACUACACGCAGUCAUUGUCAAAAACAUGAAAGAAAUCACACCAAGUAGAAAUCCUCUGUACAUAAGCCUUUUGGGGAAGGGUUUUCCAAGUCUUUAUAGAUAUAAAGGAAUUCACAGUGGAAUGAAACC
Molecule: messenger RNA, 2737 nt
Organism: Fukomys damarensis (Damara mole-rat)
Lineage: Eukaryota; Metazoa; Chordata; Mammalia; Rodentia; Bathyergidae
Product: zinc finger protein 791
Exons: 2
Coding region: 359-2656 (765 amino acids)
Biological process (GO): regulation of DNA-templated transcription
Molecular function (GO): RNA polymerase II cis-regulatory region sequence-specific DNA binding; DNA-binding transcription factor activity, RNA polymerase II-specific
Source: RefSeq, a predicted model, not a curated record